ACGACGGCAUAGCAAUUGUUCGAAUUAGCAUGCCUCCGAGGAGAAACAACUGUGGCCUCCUGGCCAGAGUGAAUUUUCCUUUGUACACGUUGCAAAUGCUCACCAGCAGGCAUAUUCUUGUCGGCGGUGGUGGAGGUUCCUCUAAGACAGGAGUAGCUAAUGGAUUUGAAAUAUUUGAGUUGUCUCACAAUGGAUAUCAGUUUAUUGCUGAAGAGGUUACUAGACAUGAAACAGGUCCUAGUGUAGUUAUGAAUUGCACAACAUACAAUGAUGGGAAAAGAACAUGGAUCGCAGCUGGUCAGGAAAGCCAUUGUCAGCUUUAUAAUGUAAAUAGUAAGGUGGUGACUAUAAAAAAUGAAGAGAUAAUUAAAGAAGACAAUGAUAACGAUGGUAAUGAUAAUGGUAACCUUAAGGGUAAGAAACGCUUAAGGCAUAGAAAACGCUCGGGUGAAGUAGUGGAAAAUAUUAUUUCAAAGGAGAGGAUAGAAGAAAUUAAGGAUGACAAUUCAAAUAUAAGGAGUAAAAAAUUGCAGUUGAUUGUGAAACCAGCAGACAGUGUACAAACUGAUUUUAGUAAAGAGGAGCCUCUUCAAAGGAUUGUCAGAAUAAGUUUAAAUGGAAAGCUGAUGGCUACUGGUGGAACAGAUGGUCAUGUCAGAUUAUGGAAAUUCCCACAAUUACACAAACUGCAUGAUUUAGAUGUUCAUUCAAAAGAAAUUGAUGAUAUAGACUUUAGUCCAGAUGGAGCAUUGAUUGCAAGCAUAGCAAAGGAUGGCAAGACUAUUCUGUGGAAUGUGAAUAACGGUUUAAAGCUCAAGGAACUAACAUGGACACCUCCAAGUGGACUGAAAUAUAUGUACAAAAGAUGCAGGUUUAGAAAGCUAGAGGAGAGUAAAUCGAAAACACAACUUUUUACUUUGUCUAAUGCAGUAGUUGGGAAGAAUCCUAGCUUCCUGCAAUUGUGGGACAUUGAUUCUGGAAGUAUCAUUAAGGCUGUUCCAUACAAAGAGACCUUGUCGGCUUUAGCGGUGUCGGACGAUGGAAAAUUUGUAGCUGUUGGAACAAUGUUCUCUGGUAGCGUGGACAUAUUUGUUGCGUUCAGUUUAAGGAGAGCUUUGCAUGUACCUGGAGCACAUAGUAUGUUUGUGACUGGCCUAGAAUUCUUACCAACUAAACUAGAUGGCCCCGCGAUUGUUAGUAACACUGAAACUGCGGUCGUUAGCAUUUCUGUGGAUAACAAAAUUUGCAUACACAGCAUACCGUUUAGACAUACACUGCCAUUCUGGUUUGUUAUCAUAUUGAUCAUUCUGAGUAUCUGUGGAGCAUUUAUUUUCUGCAGUUACCUUGGAAUAUGACCUAAAAAUAUAUAUACUUUUAAUAACGUCAAGAAGAGCAGUACUUUUUCUAGGAUUCCUCGGGACUAAAUGAAACGAAGUUUCACACGUGUCUUUCGUAGGUUAUAAAGAAAUUUAAAA
Osmia lignaria (orchard mason bee) is the source of this 1475-nucleotide messenger RNA. Its product is annotated as guanine nucleotide-exchange factor SEC12. Lineage: Eukaryota; Metazoa; Arthropoda; Insecta; Hymenoptera; Megachilidae. Gene Ontology annotation, biological process: endoplasmic reticulum to Golgi vesicle-mediated transport. Gene Ontology annotation, molecular function: protein binding; guanyl-nucleotide exchange factor activity. Gene Ontology annotation, cellular component: endoplasmic reticulum membrane. The record is from RefSeq and is a predicted model, not a curated record.